GCCCUAUAUGUAUUGGAUUUCUUCUGGAAUGAGGCGUGGUACCUGAAGACUAUUGAUAUCUGCCACGACCACUUCGGAUGGUAUCUGGGUUGGGGAGACUGUGUGUGGCUGCCAUACCUUUACACACUGCAGGGUCUGUACCUGGUGUACCACCCGGUGCAGCUCUCCAGCGUCCAUGCCCUUGCCGUGCUGUCGCUCGGCCUCGUUGGGUAUUACAUUUUCCGCUCCACCAACCACCAGAAGGAUCUGUUCCGCCGCACCGAGGGCUCCUGCUCCAUCUGGGGCAGUAAGCCAACGUACAUCGAGUGCUCGUACAACUCCGGUGACGGCGGCCUCCACCGCAGCAAACUGAUGACCUCAGGUUUCUGGGGGAUGGCCCGGCACCUCAACUACACCGGGGACCUGAUGGGCUCCCUGGCUUACUGUGCCGCCUGUGGCUUCGGACACAUCCUCCCGUACUUCUACAUCGUUUACAUGACCAUCCUGCUGGUGCACCGCUGUGUGCGCGACGAGCACCGCUGCAGCAGCAAGUACGGAAAGGAUUGGAAGCGUUACACUGAUGUUGUGCCACGCCGACUCAUUCCUGGGGUGUUUUAGAGAGGGCGAGCAAAAGGGGAGGCGGGACUCACAGGGAUAGGGGCUACAUAGAUUCAAAAAUAGAAAUUGGAAUGUGUUGUGUGUUUUAUAUAUGUCUAGAAUAUAACAUACUGAACAUUUUACACUACACUUUGUACAUUAAAAAAAAAAAAUUGUAAAUAAGAGCUGGACACACUCUUUCAAAAAUAUGCAGGUACAGACAUUUAAGUGCUCUUUUUUUCCUGCCUCUUAAAGGCAGUUUGAUACACCAGUAUGCUGCUUCCGUUAUGAUGUGAUCACUUAACAUACUUAAAAACUAUUUCAAUGACAAUACAAUAUAUUUUUGGAGCUAGUAAGACCAAGCACAUCUUAAACCACCCAAAGCCAAAAUCAGGAAGAGAAGGAGUCAGUUCUCUAACACACAACAUUCUGUGACAUUCCCAUAAUGCACUUUGCCAUUUUGAUAAUCGUUUAUCAAGACACAACAUGGCUGAUUAUGCUUUCUAAAAUAUGAGGAUUUGAAGUUUCUCUGUUUUAUAUCUUUGUGAGUUUAACACCUUUUUGUUCCCUUGUCUGUUGCUCAUAAUCAAUGAUGAUGAUGUCACUUAGUUCAGGUAGCCAUGAUGGGGGCUUUUUUCUCACCAAGUCAUUUCAAAUGAAAAAAAAUCAAUAUAGACAAUAAUAUUGUGUUGCUGUCGAAGGGAUUAAUGGACCAAUGAGAUUAAGGGUUUCUCUGGCCUACCUCAUAAAAAGUGUCAUCUCUGUGUCGGAUUGCGACAUUUACGUUAGGUUGGGUAAAAGCACGUUUUAGCUUAUUCUGUGCUAAUUGAAAUGGUUUUGUGUUUGUCAAAACAUCAUAUGUCUGCUGUUUGAUAUUAUUUCUGUAUGCCAGCACUGCCUUUCCUAUAGCAACAUCAUUCACUUCAAAAGUUUGAUAUUUGGUUGAUUUAUUCUGUAUGAAUACAAGCAAAUAAAAAAGGAUUCAAGAUA
This is a messenger RNA of Notothenia coriiceps (black rockcod), 1566 nucleotides long. RefSeq names its product 7-dehydrocholesterol reductase-like. The record is from RefSeq and is a predicted model, not a curated record. Gene Ontology annotation, cellular component: endoplasmic reticulum membrane. NCBI's taxonomy places the organism in Eukaryota, Metazoa, Chordata, Actinopteri, Perciformes, Nototheniidae. The annotation marks the transcript as partial. The transcript has 2 exons. Gene Ontology annotation, molecular function: 7-dehydrocholesterol reductase activity. Gene Ontology annotation, biological process: brassinosteroid biosynthetic process; cholesterol biosynthetic process.